Molecule: messenger RNA, 2277 nt
Organism: Exophiala spinifera
Lineage: Eukaryota; Fungi; Ascomycota; Eurotiomycetes; Chaetothyriales; Herpotrichiellaceae
Exons: 1
Coding region: 1-2277 (758 amino acids)
Biological process (GO): pseudouridine synthesis
Cellular component (GO): nucleus
Molecular function (GO): RNA binding; pseudouridine synthase activity
Source: RefSeq, a predicted model, not a curated record
AUGAGUGAACCAGCUUCGGAUGAACGCCCGCAGAAGCGCCCGAGGCUUGAAGCCGACCAAGACGCAGGUCUGAGCCAGGAAGAUCUGCAUACAGUCUCGGAAUCGAAAUUGUCGGACACUCUUCUCGCGGAUGAAAUUGCGAAAGAGCUUCAGGUGGGUAUCACUACCUAUGUUGAGUCUUCUAAAAGUGUUUUUCGGGGCGUUUUGAAGAAAAGAUAUACCGACUUUCUCGUCAACGAAAUCCUCCCGGACGGAACAGUCUUGCAUCUCCAGAAUACGGCGGCGAGGCCCGAUCGUGCUUCUAAUGGUUCAUCUACGGCACAAGGCAAUUCAGACAAGUCUAUUCAAGAACCGGUGAAAAGUGAGACUGUCUUAGAACCGGCUGUGAAACCGGUCGAGCGAGAAAGCCAAAGUAACGAAGCCGUCAAGAAUGAGGUUCAGGAGACAAAGCAAGAGGUUUCUGAAGAUGACCGCGCCAAACUCGUCAAUUACUUCAACGAGGAAGUUGUUGUUGAGUUGAUAUCUCUUUACGACUCCAUUGUACAGUCGCCCAACAAGAAGCCCAAGGAACAUCCCACAGUACGCACCGAGUUCACGACCGAUAGGUCAGUACGGUCACAGAUCCAUCAGGACAUCCGACGCAUAUUCAAUAGGAAGAUCGACUCCUCAACUGAUAAGGACGGUAUUCUGGUCCUCACCGCCGCGGCGAUUAACAAUAACGGUCGAGAUGGGCGCCAAGCACACCAGAAGAAGGAUGGUCGCCCAGGGAAGCUAGGUUGGCUGGAUCGAGGAGGCGAAUACGUUCAUUUCACGCUCUACAAAGAGAACAAGGAUACGCUCGAGGUCAUAUCGUUCAUGACAAAGCAGCUCAAGACGACGAACAAGACUUUUCAAUUUGCAGGCACCAAAGACCGACGAGCCGUGACAGUACAACGCGUCAGUGCGUAUCGUGUCGAUGCGGACCGCCUCGCAUCACUCAACAGAUGUUUGCGAUACUCUGCCGUCGGUGACUUCAAAUAUCAGAAGCAGGGUCUGGAACUUGGUGACCUCAGUGGGAAUGAAUUCGUGAUUACCUUGCGCGACUGCGGCGUCAUCGAUUCGGAGACUGAUUCUGUGGAAGAAAAGGCAUCCCUUGCGCAGGCGCACCUGUCAGGUGCCCUGCAGCAGCUCCGAGAAAAAGGGUUUCUCAACUACUACGGGCUUCAGAGAUUCGGUACGUUUGCUCAGAGAACGGAUGUGGUCGGUGUCAAGAUCCUGCAAGGAGAUUUCAAGGGGGCAUGUGAGGCUAUUCUCGAUUUCUCGCCUACAGCUUUGCAGGAUUCUCAGUCCUUGCCCACGGGGGUGAUGGUCGGUCAAGACGAUCGCGCGCGAGCCGUUGGGAUCGACUUAUGGCAGAAAACCGGCAGGGUAGGGGCUGCACUCGAUAGCAUUCCCCGCAAGUUCUCUGCAGAGAUUGCGCUCAUCAGACACCUGGGCAGGAAUUCCAAGGACUACAUGGGUGCACUGCUGUCGAUCCAGCGAAACCUGCGAUUGAUGUACGUCCACGCGUAUCAGUCGUUGAUCUGGAACUUGGCCGUGGGUGAGCGCUGGAAAUUGUUCGGUGGCGCCGUGGUUGAAGGCGACCUUGUCCUCGUGCAUGAACAUACCGAGAAGGAAGUCCAGAAAGAGCCUGAACAGGCUGUCGACGCAGAUGGUGAAGUCAUUAUUCAACCAUCCGGCGAGGACAGGGCAUCCGAUCCGAACGACGUGUUUGAGCGUGCCAAAGCACUCACUGCAGAAGAGGCGGCCAGUGGGAGCUAUACCAUCUUUGAUGUCGUGCUUCCCCUGCCGGGCUUCGAUGUGGUGUAUCCGGCGAAUGCGAGCGGUGAGUGGUACAAGACGUUCAUGGCGAGCGAGGCAGGUGGAGGCCUUGAUCCACACAACAUGCGUCGCAAGCAGAGAGAUUUCAGUCUGAGUGGUAGCUAUCGGAAGAUUGUGGCUCGGAUCGGCGAGGACUUUGAUGUGAAGGUUCACCAGUAUGCCGAUGAUGAUGCACAGUUCGUUGAAACGGAUAUGGAUCGAUUGAAGAGCAGACAGGCCCAGGGUGAAAAGAAUGGCUCUGCGGGGGGUGGGCCGAAAGACAAAAGUGACGACGCAAACAGCGAUGGUCGACCGUCGAAAGUUGCGGCAGUGCUCAAGUUUCAGCUUGGCUCAAGUCAGUAUGCGACUGUUGCACUGCGAGAGUUGUCAAAGGGCGGUGUCCAAGCAUACAAGGCAGAGUUUACCGGUGGGAGGUGA